Molecule: messenger RNA, 6110 nt
Organism: Argiope bruennichi
Lineage: Eukaryota; Metazoa; Arthropoda; Arachnida; Araneae; Araneidae
Product: titin homolog
Exons: 15
Coding region: 271-4860 (1529 amino acids)
Biological process (GO): microtubule cytoskeleton organization
Cellular component (GO): microtubule cytoskeleton
Source: RefSeq, a predicted model, not a curated record
ACUGACUGGAUGCAGUGACACGAUAAGUUUGUAGUUGCGAACUCUCGUUUUUUGAUUUCGUGCGAAACGAACAUCAUUCUCUUGAUUAAUUGAAAAUAAUUACAGACCUGAGCCACCAGUGACUAACAAGUAGAUGUGAUGUGCUGCGGAGUUUUUCUGCCACUAGUAGAAUACUUUUUCAAGGGAUAGAAAUUUAAGUAUUUUAUGCCUUAAAAGUGUGGAUUAUUUUUCUGACAAUUCUCUGAAGAGAAAUAAAAACUCCUGAGCAUCAUGUCUAGGAGUAAUAGGCCUCCUCCAAAGGAUAUGUACUGGUUUGCUCAUGGUGGAGCAGAAUCUGACGGUUCUGCGUCGCAGAGAAGUGGUGCUCAAGUAGAAGAAGAUGAAGCUCUUUCUUCAAAUUCUCCUACAUGGAAUUUGGGUGCAGACCGUAAAGGAUCUCCUGAAGAAUCAAGAGGCUUAUUAGUUACUGAUGGAAGCAGUUCUUCCGGUCCAUCCUCGUUGGAAAGAGAUGAUAGAUUACGAACAGUUGACAAGCGGUUAGCUGUGGAAGAGAGAAGGAAACAACUUUGGGAAGCAGAGCAGGAAAGAAAUGAUGCUGUUCUCAGAAAACAUUUGGAAAGAGAAGCUGCUUUAGAAGCUCGGCGCAAUGCACAGAGAAGUAACAUAUCAUUUGCAUUUGGUAGUUCAGUCCCUAGAAAUGUAGAGACUCUACACCCAGAUGGUAAAGAUACAGAUAUCAUGAGUCGGUCAUUUACUGCAAGUGGUUUAACUCAGAAAGAAGAAAACUACAACAUGUUCCAUGACAGACGAUCUGUUUCUCCUCUUAACUAUAAUGGGUAUUUGGUCAAUAAUGAAAGUCAUCAGUCCGAUUCAUCAUAUUCAUGCACUACUUAUUUUGAAAGAAGGGUUUUACCCCCACCUAGCUGGUUAUCUGGCUCUGGUGCUCUUGUUGGAGAUGAUGUUAUGUCUAGAAGUAUGAAUGCUGCAGUGGCAUGUGCUCCUAGAGGUCGCAGGAAAAAUGACUUAAUGCCUACAGUUCCUUACGAGCGAACUGCACCUGCAAGACCAAUUACAGCUCCUUCAACAAGAAAAAGAUCUGUCAGUAUGACUAGAUUAGAUCAGCUAGCUCAACCUCGAAGGCAUUAUGUUGAAGCAAAUAAAGCCAACAGCAGUGCUGGUAGUGGAGCAUCAAGUGUGGUGAAAGACAAUAUACGUUCUCCUAGUAGGCCUUUGUCAUCUGCUUCGGAACAUUCUGGAGGUUCUGGCAGAGUUCCUGGCACAGUGACUCGUCGAGUUCGAUCUUCACCAAGAAAACCUAGACCUGUUUCAAUCGCUGGUACUUUACCUGAUCACAAACAAAUUAGUGCUAAACCUUUCGAAGUUAGGGUGUCUCCAAUUAAACGUAGCUACACACCUAGUAAUAAAACUACAGAAUCUACAGAAGUGCGAAAAAGUACCCAGCCACUUGUUAAGAGCUCUACACCAAAACCUCUGAAACAAGUUGAAAGCAAACCAGCUACAGAGAAAGCUAAAUCAACACCUCGUCCGUCGACAACUCCAAAAGCAAGCACUCCCAAAACAAGUACAUCUAAACCAACUACUCCUAAAUCAGCAAAACAGGUAGAAAAUAAACCAGCUACUUCCAAACCAUCUUCUGCUUCCAAAACAACCAAAGCAGAACCUCCGAAAGCAAAGGAAAAGAAAUCUCAGCCUAUCAAAAAGAAAACUGAUAUUGUUGUCAGUUCACCUGCAACUGCAGAUUCUAAUGAAAAGACUGAUAUUGCUGAAAAGCAAAAUGAGAGUGCAGUUACACAAGAGGGUGAAAUUGCUGCUGAAAAUGAAAGGAACAAUGCCAAGCGUAUUAUCUCAGAAGAAGAAGCUAAAGCUGCUCUUGCAGAGAAGCGCCGUUUAGCUAGAGAGCAAGCAGAAAGAGAAGCUGAAUUAGAAAGGCAAAGACAAGAAGAACUUAGACUCCAAGAAGAGGAACGUUUACGCAAAGAAGAAGAAGAGCAUAGAAAGAUGGAAGAAGAACAGCUUCGUCUUCUUGAGGAACAUCGUCGUUUAGAAGAAGAAAAGCUAAGAAAAGCAAUAGAAGAACAAGAACAGAGGGAAGAAGAAGAAAGAAUCAAACGUGAAGAAGAACUUCGAUUGAAAGCUGAACAAGAAAGAAAGGCUAAAGAAGAAGCAGAGAAACAACGGCUUGAGCUGGAAGAAAAGCUUCGCAAAGAGGAAGAAGAAAGAGCUGAAAGAAAAAAGAGAUUAGAAAAAAUUAUGAGUCGAACACGUGGCAAAUCAAGUGGAACUUCACCAUCAGGAAGCAUCAGUGGUAGUGAUCAGCUAGAUUCUAAUGAACAUGCACAAGAAGGAUUUUCCAGUGGUGCAAAUUCUUUGGAUAGUAAUGAAGCUGGUGAACCUCAGAGUGAACAAGCAACAGUGAACAGUGAGGAUAAUUUUACUAAGGCUGAGAUUUCAAGUGCUGGUGAUUCAAUGGAAGCAAAUCCAACAUAUGAAAUCGGCAGUGAGAAUGAAUCCUUAAAUAGCAAUGAAUUAAUGAUGCCUUUGAGUGAAACAGCCUCUCAAGACAAUAGUUUAGUUAUCAUUCCUGAAAAAAAUGAUGCUGUAUUAGAGCCAACUGUUGAAGCAACUGUUGCUUCUUCUGUAGCUACAGCACCAGAAGAAGCAACUGUUGCUUCUUUUGUAACUACAGCACCAGAAACAGAAUCUACAGAAACCAUUGAAAAUCAAGAGGAAGAAAAGAUAACUUCUUCAGAAGAUAUUGAGAUUAAAUCUGAUGUAAUUCCUGAGAAUGAAGAUAAGAAGUUGUCAGAUGUAGAUGCUGUAGACGAGAGAAGCGAAAGCAAUGAUUUAGUUCCUGAAACUGAACUUGUUUCUAAUUCUGAAUUACAAGAAAAUACAUCUUCUGAUGAUUUCACUAAAAAUCAAAUCUCUCAAGACAAGUUUUUGAAUGAGCAACAACCAAGUGCUGAGGCAAAUUUGGAUGUCCAAUUAAGUGAUAAUGUAUCAACUGAAGUUGCUGAAAAUGAUGCAAUGUUUAGUAAAGUAGAAGAAAUUCAUGAAGAUAGUAAAGAUCAUGCAGAAAUACAGUUUGGUGAAGAUACUUUUGGCAAGUCAUCAGAGGAAUUAUCGAUUGUAAAUGAUACGUUGCAUUCUGAAAAUAAUAAUGAAUUUAUGCUUCCAGAACCAUCCAGCAUGCCUUCAAAUCUUUCUUUUGGUAUUGAUGGAGUAGAUAACAGAGAAACAGAUUUAUCAGAAAUGAAUCGUGGAUCUAGUGUAUCCUCUGAUAUUAAGCUUCCAGAUCCUAUUUAUGAAACAUCAGAUGAUGGUUCUAUUUCCUCAGAAAAGCACCAACAGUAUUAUCAACAAGAAGAUCUUAGCUACUCUGCAAACCAAGACAUGGUAAUGUCUGAAGAUGUGUUUUCAGAACAAGCUGUUACUAUGAAUACUGAACUGGCUGACCAUCACAGUUCAGAUUUAGUUGAACAAGCUGCAUUUGCUGAAACUCAAAAUCCAUUUUCAGUUGAGAAUUCUGAAUAUGUGAUACAGAAUUCUACAUCAGAGGAAAAUCAGUUCCAAAAUAAUUUUGAAGAAACUGGAAAUUAUUGCAUGAGUGAAAGUAUGUAUCAAGAUCAGUUGCUUGAUGCUCUGGAACAACCACGUGAAAUAGGAGAAGAAAAUGUUAUUCCAUCCAGGUCAUCGACCUCCAGCAUAGUUGAGCCUGAUGUGCAUUUACCCGAAUCAGAACUUAAACAAAGUGAUGUUUUUUAUCAAGACAUUCAAGAAAAUAAGGAAAAUGUAAGUGAAUUUGCUACUUUUAGUUCUGAUUUUGCUAACCAGAAUGAUAUUAUGUCCACAAGUGCUUAUGGCUUUUAUUCUGAUAAAGAAAAUACAGUUCCUUCUGUAGAAACUCAAAAUACAUUUGAAUCAUCAGUUAUGGAGAAUGAUAAAUUUGAUUUAGGACCAGCAGGUGAUGGUGCUUCCACAACUAAUCCAUUUUCUGAAAAGUCAGAAUCCCAUGUAUUUCAAGGUGGUGAUUUCAGCUUUGAUCAACAGCAAUCAUUCUCUGAAUCUGAACAAAUAUGCAAUAUUGAGACAGUGCAAAAUAAUGAGCUAUCUUCCCAUAUGGAACAGGUUAAUGAACUAUCUUCCCAUAUGGAACAGGUUAAUGAGCUAUCUUCCCAUAUGGAACAGAUUAGUGAUGUUACCUUAAUCAAAUCAGAUGACAAUGAAACCUAUGUAGGAAUUAUUUCCUCCAUUGAUCAUGACCAAUCUUCGAAUGAUUUUCAAAAACCUAAUUUACAUAAUGAACAAUUAAGAAAUAAUUUUGAAUUUGCUUCCAUGACAGAUAGUGAAGAAAAUAGUUCCUUAGACAGUAAUUUAUCGCAGGUCAUGACUGUUGAAAACAGUGAGAGAAUUACCAAUGAAGGCCUUAAUCAUUCAGAGAAUUCCACAGUAGAAUCUAAUUCAAGCCAACAAGUUUUUAGCAAUGGAGAACAACAUAAUCCGUUUGAAACAGAACAUAUCGAUUAUUAUGAUACCAAUUCCAAGACAAAUGUGAAUAUCUUUUCCACUUCUGAAAUGAGCAAUGGCCACAGUCUAGAGUCUUCCAGACAAGUUUCCGAUCAGCUAGAUGAACUCCAUGGCUUCGGGCAGCUGGAUGGCAAAGACAUUUUAUCUGUUGAUCACUCUAAGAACAACAUUUUUGAAAAUGUGGAUGCCAUUGAUUAUGGCAAGGUUUCUCCAGAUCCCUUUCUUGGAAAGGGAAAUUCUAAAUCUGGAAAUCCUUUCCUCCUGCAGGACGAUCAAAAGCAGGUCCUGAUGACACCAGAUUUCCUAAACUGAUGUAAUUUUGAUGACUGUGGUAUUGGAGUUUACAAAUUGAAGCCUUGGUCCCAUUUUUAUGUAAAACUAAAAUGAAUCUUUAAUGUUUUUAUCCUGUCUGGCACUUAGUGUUCUGACAUUUUACCAAAGCUUUUCUUUGCUGCUGUUUAGUUUUGUUUAUAUAAAUGUUUUUGUACUAAUUAUUUUGGGCUGUAUUAGCCUUUAUGUGAUAAAAAUAUUUUCCUAUGUCUUUUUUUUUUUAUCAGUUGUAUUUUCGUACUAAGGCAGCUACAAUCUGUGCUAGCUUCUUAAAAUUAAAAAUCAAUGCUAACCUUUCUAAAAUAAUUAAUAAUUUAUUCUGUAAUUUGUUGUUCAUUAAAAUUAUCUUGCAUUAAAGGAUUGUUUUAAUAUUUUUGUUGAAAUGAAAUUAUUACAUUCUUUUCUGCUUUAAAUGUCUUUUUAACAUUAACUUUUUACUAGCAAAAUCUUGUUGAGGGGUUACUAAUUGUAUUAAUUUUUUUAUGUAUUUAAUGUGCAUAGUUAUAUUAAAAUAUAUACAGAAUAAAAGAAUAAUUUUAUAUUUUAUACUUACAAAUGUUUUAGAAAUACUUAUCAGUAUUCUUUUAAGCCAAGCUUAAUUGAAAAUGCCCUAAAGUUAUCAUUCUAGUCAAACAUUUGCCUUAUGAAGGAAUCCUUUUAGAUGAAUUGAUUCCUUCAUGAGCUUCGCUAUUAGAAAAAGAUAAAUCAUUCUUAACUACUACUUAUUUCAGUUUGCAAAUCAUGGUCUCUUGAAAUUAUGUAAAUGAUAUAUUGUGUAGUCAGCAAUCGUAAUAACAAAAUGGACAUUCUAAGCUUUCAAGAUUGUAAUAAAAAAUAUCUUGCAUCUUUUAGUGCAGAUGCAGCUAAAAUAUCCAUGAUAAAAGUGGCAUGCUUAUAUUUCCUUUAUUCUAUAUUGCAUUUCAUGAUAGAUCUAUUUGGAUUUGAAGUAAGGGAAAUACAUUCAAAUAAGAUAUUGAUUGUUUUGUAGCAUGUAAUAUAUUAUGUGUUCUUAUGAGUGCUGUCAUCCAUUUCUUCAUAUGUGUUAUUUAAAUUGUUGAUAUGUUGUUGCAGUUCUUACUAUCAAUAGAUAUCAUUGCUUUGUGUAGCUGUAUUUAAUUCUGUAUCUUUUGUCUUGAAAACAAAUUGCAAUGCUUUAUGCAGCUAGAUUUUCUUUACCAGUUGUUUUAACUGGUGUACUUGUGUAAUGAGAUGAAUAAUAAAUUAUGUAUACA